Rana temporaria (common frog) is the source of this 1183-nucleotide messenger RNA. RefSeq names its product butyrophilin subfamily 1 member A1-like. The record is from RefSeq and is a predicted model, not a curated record. The coding region runs from base 107 to 655 and encodes 182 amino acids. Lineage: Eukaryota; Metazoa; Chordata; Amphibia; Anura; Ranidae. The transcript has 3 exons.
AAAGCAAAAAUGUAUUAAAGACGUGAUUCUCGUUCUUAGUUGGAGUUUGCAAUUAGUUUACAACGUUAUUAAAGGUCUGCUUCCAAGAGAGAAGAAACGAUCAACCAUGGGCUCAGUCCUCACCGAAUUAGUUUGCAUCUUCUCGGUCAUCCACACAGCAGGAUUAGCAAAUAUUCCUCUCUCUUCCUCAAGUAAUGAAGUUGAUGCACCUGUAGGGGGCACUGCAGUCUUGUCAUGCCACCUUCAAACAAAAACCCCUAAAAACGUUGGGGCGGUACUGUGGAAGAGAACAGUUGGAGUGGAGGAAAUUGUGGUGUUCUUCCGAAAUACAAAUAACCAAAUGAUGAAACAGAGCAAAGCCUACAUGGGCAGAGCUACAAUGUCAGAGCAAUGGUUGACUCAGGGUGAGAUGACUCUGACAGUGAAGAAUAUUACACCGAAUGAUGCAGGAGAAUACAGCUGUUGGAUAAAAGAGUCCUCAGUGAGUCCACUACCUGAACACAAGUGCUGCUCCAUGAAGUUGCAUGUGGAGCAGAGGAAGAGUGGUGAACCACAACAGGUUAUGACAGUGUGGAGCCUGUAUCUCCUUUUCCUCUUGCUCUGUCUUUACCUUUUCUACAGAUGGGGGUCGAAGAAAAAUCAACAACUCAAAUGAUGGAAGACAAGAAACUGCAACCUGCUGAAUACAAAUUAUUUACUAUGUAACCUCCAUCAGUACUGUGUGUAAUACGUGUGUUAAACCUGUAUGUAACCUGUGUGAUUUAACACAAUGUGCAUAAUUGCCAGUCUUUUCUGCUUACACCAGAGCACCACACCGUCCUGCAUUGGUAAAAAUAGUACAGGUGCGCUUUUGGUGAAUCAAUAUGCAUAGUGAGCCCCAUAGACUUCAAUGGUAGCACAUAUGCAUUUUUGUAAGUUUUUUAGAGCAUAAUUUUAGAGUGUAAGCUCCUUGAGGGUGGGGCUGAUGUGAAUGUGCAAUAUAUAUGUAAAGCGUAAAUUGUCGGCACUAUGUAAAUAUCUUUAGUAAAAUAAUCCUCUAUUUUACCUCUAUUUUAUUUGACUUUAACUAGCCAAACAAAGCACUGUUGUGCAGAGCCAAAAUACUGUUAAGAUUUUAUGAGGAAGUGAGCUGCCACCUAGUGAGCCGACCCAGUUGUGUGACAGUAGCAAAUUAAUAUUUGCU